Messenger RNA from Rubroshorea leprosula, 2472 nucleotides. The record is from the annotation of a GenBank genome assembly. Lineage: Eukaryota; Viridiplantae; Streptophyta; Magnoliopsida; Malvales; Dipterocarpaceae.
CAAAGCAAACAGAACCCAAUUCUCAAGAGUCAAGACCCAUUCCUCCUCCAACUCGAAUAACCCAACUCGAUUUUGCUACUUGUUUCGCGCCGCCUUUUUUGGGUUUAUCUAAAUUCUGUUUCUUGCACAUUUGUUAGGAGUCUUUGUUGAUUUCUAGCUGAUCCGAUACAAUUUGUGACAAUCUAGAGAAAAUUUUCAACAGGAUGAUGGAUCCUGAGCUGUUUAGAAUUUCCCAAGAACAGAUUAGUCGCAUGUCACCUGCUGAGUUAGCAAGGAUCCAGGAACAGAUGAUGUCUAAUCCCGAGUUGAUGAGAAUGGCCUCAGAAAGCAUGAAAAAUAUGAGGCCUGAAGAUUUGAGACAUGCUGCUCAACAGUUGAAGCAUACACGUCCUGAGGAAAUGGCUGAAAUUGGUGAGAAAAUGGCCAAUGCAUCACCUGAAGAGAUAGCUGCUAUGCGUGCCCGUGCUGAUGCUCAGAUGUCUUAUGGAUUAAAUGCAGCUGAGAUGUUGAAGAAACAGGGAAAUGUGCUUCACAGCCAAGGGAGGUUCAAUGAGGCAUUGCAAAAAUAUUUGCUAGCGAAGCAAAACCUAGAAGGAAAUCUAUCCUCCCAAGGCAGAACACUUUCGCUGGCAUGCUCUCUUAACUCGAUGUCUUGUUACUUGAAAACAAGGCAAUAUGACAAAUGCAUAAAAGAAGGGUCAGAGGUUCUAGCAUCCGAUGGCAAGAAUGUGAAAGCUCUGUAUCGACGAGGUCAAGCAUAUAAAGAAAUAGGUCAAUUGGAAGCUGCCGUACAAGAUCUAACCAAUGCACAUGAAGUUUCUCCUGAUGAUGAAACAAUUGCAGAGGUCUUGAGAAAUGCUAAGGAAAAGUUGGCUAGAGAAGGCAGUUCCCAGGCACCUGGAAAAUUGGUUGUUGAAGAAAUUACUGAAGAAGAGACUGUGUCUUCUGGAAACCACGUUAGUUCUUCUGGACAAUAUUCUGCAAAACAACCACAGGAAAGUACUAGUUUCUCAAAGGACAAGAGUAGGUCAAAUGGAGGGGGCUUAAAGACCAAUUUGGAAGGUUUGGAAGCUAUAAGAGAUGAUCCAGAAGCUAUUAGAUCAUUCCAAAAUUUCAUUUCUAAUGCUGAUCCCAACACCCUCACUGCCAUCAGUGGUGGGAAAGCUGGAGAAGUAUCACCUGACAUGUUCAAAGCUGCCUCAAAUAUGAUCAACAAGAUGUCACCUGAUGACCUCCAAAAAAUGCUUAAAUUGGCUUCAUCAUUUGAAGGGGAAACCCCAUACAAAGGUUCCUUAGAAAGUGGCUUUGGGCCUGGAUCAGUUCCUCCAAAUGUGACACCUGACAUGCUUAAAACUGCAACUGAUAUGAUGAGUAAGAUGCCACCAGAAGAGCUUCAUAAAAUGUUUGAAAUGGAAUCUUCUUUGAAAGGGUCAGACUCCACUCCAGCCGCAGCGGCUGCUGCAAACACUCGCAGGGUAAAUUCAGAUGCAAAUUCCAGAGUGUCAGAAUCUUUGAAGGAUUCUGCCAGUAACAGGAAUAAUAAAGUCGGUGAAACCAGUUCUUCUGGUGUUCUUCCAAAUUCGAGGAAUGCGUCUGAGUCAAAUUUCCCAGUAUCAACAGCUGAUUUACAAGAACAAAUGAGAAACCAAAUGAAAGACCCAGCAAUGCGGCAGAUGUUCACAUCCAUGAUGAAAAAUAUGAGCCCAGACAUGAUGGCAAACAUGAGUGAACAACUUGGACUGAAGCUUUCUCCAGAAGAAGCUGCAAGAGCUCAGCAAGCUAUGUCAUCUUUAUCGCCAGAAGGCUUGGAUAGAAUGAUGCGUUGGGCUGAUAGGAUCCAAACUGGAGUGAGUCAUGCACAGAAGAUAAAGAACUGGCUGCUUGGCAAACCUGGUAUGAUUCUGGCAAUUAUCAUGCUCAUCUUAGCUAUUAUCUUCCACUGGUUGGGCUACAUCGAUCGUUAAAAACUCAGAAUUGGCAAUCAUCCACAUCUAUCAUGAAUCAGUCAUUCAAGUUUCAACCUCUAAUUUAGCUCGAGCCAGGAUACAACUGCCUUGCCAUCUUUUUAAAGAAGAUUGAAACUCAGAGAGAAACACAUUUCUGGACUGUAGCAAAAGUAAGGUAAUAUGUGUCAUCACUAAAUGCCUCAGCUCUUACCUGGGAGAGUAAGAAUGCCAAAAAGGGACCUCAAAACGGAGGUCCAAAUCAAAUUUCGUAUGAUCUGUCAUUGUUCAUUAAUGAUUUAUGUCAAUUUCAUAAACAUAAGGUUGUAUUAGGUUUAGGGUAGAAUUGCAUAUUUCUCUAUUAAUUAAUUCAUAUUUGUUGAUUAUGACAUGAAACUAAUACUAUUGUGACAUACAUUUAAAGUUUUUAAUGCCAUUUGCUAGUUGGUGCACUUCACAAAAAACAACCAGCCUACACUAGUUGAGAAAGUCAAUCGGUUAUGAACCUUUAUAAAAUGUGCAGUUGCCA